AUGUCAACUUCACCAGAUCAUAAAUCCAUUUCUAGAAAACCAGAAUUUCUUGAAAGGUAUUAUAUAUGUAGAGGUUCACAGAAAUUUUAUAGUAAUUUUAAUAUAACUAUUCAAUACAAUCAAAAUGAUAGAAUAACAGAGCAUAAUUUAUCAAAUGCUUUAAGAUCAUUAAUUUUAAAAAAUAGUUGGUUUUUACAAAAUUUUUUCCAAAUUGAUGGAACUGAUAGUUUUGCCGCAAAUUGGAAUAAUUGGGAAUUAAAAUAUCUUGAAGAAAUAAAAUUUGAAAAUGUUGUUAGUUUUCAAAAAAUUGAAAGUUUUAAUGAAUCAAUUUUUAAAUAUUUAGAUGGUUUAUCAUUAAAUUUUAAUACUGAAGAAACUUUAUGGAAAAUUAUUGUGUUUGAAACUAAUGAUAAUGAACAAUUUAUGACUGUUUAUGUUGAUCAUUCAAUGUUUGAUGGAUUAUCUGCUGUUCAAUUUAUGAAAGAUUUAUCAAAAGAAUUAUCAUUAAUUGGAGAUGAUACAAAGAAAGUGGUAGAAGUUUUAUUCAAUUUAGAAGAAGAUUUUAAAUAUCUACCUUCAAAACCAAUUAUUGCUUCUGAAAUAAUAACAGAUUUAUAUAUUCCAUCAUAUGGUAAAAUUAUAAAUCAUUAUUUAAAUGAAUAUAUACCUGGUUAUUCCAAGGCAUUAAAUUAUUUAUAUCCUAAAAAUAUAAAUCCUCCGAUCUUUUAUAAUCCAAAACCAGUUGAAAAAGAUUUAACAUCAAAUUAUAAAAUUUUGAAAAUUUCAUCAAUUCAUAUGUCUAAUAUUGCAAAAUUUUGUAAAAAGGAAGAAGUCACAAUUACUUCAUAUAUUGAUAUAAUGUUUAUUAAGGCAUUACAAGAAUCAAUUUUCAAAUCAAUUAAUCCAACUAGUCCGAAGUAUAGUAUAAAUUCAUUUAUUGCAAUAAAUGGUCGAAGAUAUUAUGGAAAUGAUAUAAAGAAUUUUAAAUUUGGUACAAUGGUAUGUGGAUCUUCCGUAAUUUCACCACCUGUUUUAAAUGAAAUAGAAUCAAUGAAAUACUUUAACCAAGAACUUAAUAAACAAUUUGAAACAAAAUCAUCAUUUAAAGAUAUUGGAAUGAUGAAAUAUAUAAAUCUUAUGGAUUAUUUUAAGAAUAAAAUUGGAAAAAUUAAUAAUAAUUCUACAUUUACAAUAUCAAAUUUAGGUAAAUUUAAAAGUAACUUAGAUUCAAACUCCAAUUUUAAUAUUAGAGAUAUUUAUUUUAGUGCAAAUGCUGGUAUAUUAUAUUCAAUUGUUUUGAAUAUCAUAUCUAAUCCCUCAGGUGAAAUGAAUAUUGUAAUUGCUUAUAAACCUGAAUUUGAAGAUUAUAAAUUUAAUGAUGGUUCAUUAGUUAUUCCUAAAUUAUUUGAAUUAUUUGAAAAAUAUGUUAUUGAUGGGGUAGACGUUUAA
Molecule: messenger RNA, 1449 nt
Organism: Lodderomyces pseudojiufengensis
Lineage: Eukaryota; Fungi; Ascomycota; Pichiomycetes; Serinales; Debaryomycetaceae
Product: alcohol O-acetyltransferase
Exons: 1
Coding region: 1-1449 (482 amino acids)
Molecular function (GO): N-acetyltransferase activity
Source: RefSeq, a predicted model, not a curated record